AUGCCCAGCAACCAGACACUCGCUGGCACGCCCCUACCCCAGGCCUGGCUCCAGGGUGGGGCCCCGGAGACCCUAAUCCGGGCAGGUGUUCGGUAUUCGGUAUUCAGCAUUCAGUAUUCAGUGACCAGUAUUCAGUAUUCAGUGAUCAGUAUUCAGUGCUCAGUGAUCAGUAUUCAGUAUUCACUGACCAGUAUUCAGUAUUCAGUGAUCAGUAUUCAGUGCUCAGUAAUCAGUAUUCAGUAUUCACUGAUCAUUGUUCAGUAUUCAGUGCUCAGUGUUCAGUAUUCAGUGAUCAGUAUUCAAUAUUCAGUGAUCAGUGUUCAGUAUUCAGUGAUCAGUAUUCAUAUACAGUAUUCAGUGGUCAGUAUUCAGUAUUCACUGAUCAGUGUUCAGUAUUCAGUAUUGAGUGAUCAGUAUUCAGUAUUCAGUGAUCAGUAUUCAGUGAUCAGUAUUCAGUAUUCAGUGAUCAGUGUUCAUGUUCAGUAUUCAGUGUUCAGUAUUCAGUAUUCAGUGAUCAGUAUUCGGUGCUCAGUGAUCAGUAUUCAGUAUUCAGUGAUCAGUAUUCAGUAUUCAGUGAUCAGUGUUCAGUAUUCAGUAUUGAGUGAUCAGUAUUCAGUGCUCAUUGUUCAGUAUACAGUAUUCAGUGUUCUGGCAGGUCCAGUUCAGGCUCAGGUUCAGGCUCAGAUUCAUGUUCAGGCUCAGGCUCAGGUUCAGACUCAGAUUCAGGCUCAGGUUCAGAGUCAGGCUCAGGUUCAGAUUCAGGUUCAGGCUCAGAUUCAGAUUCCGGUUCAGGUUCAGAGUCAGGCUCAGGUUCAGAUUCAGAGGUCAGUCACACAGUACAGUCAAAUGCUCAGAGACACGGGGAUGAAGGUCUUAGAGGAGCAGUGUCUUCUGCGCAGUGAUGAUGGCCGGUCAUUCCUAAUGAAGCGGUUCUGA
This is a messenger RNA of Pygocentrus nattereri (red-bellied piranha), 936 nucleotides long. RefSeq names its product dynein heavy chain. Lineage: Eukaryota; Metazoa; Chordata; Actinopteri; Characiformes; Serrasalmidae. The record is from RefSeq and is a predicted model, not a curated record. The coding region runs from base 1 to 936 and encodes 311 amino acids. The transcript is spliced from 7 exons.